AUGGAGGGGCUCUUCCACGAAGAUUUGGCAGCCUUGUCAGAUUUGGAUGAACAAAGUUUGUUGGAAUCCCUGAGUCAACGGUUCAAACAAGAUCGCAUCUAUGUAAGUAAAAGUUAGACUUGAAAUGUGCAUGUGACUGUUGUGGGAAAAGCAACGUGGUCUCAGAGCAUGUCGUAUUAUUCUGUAUGUAAAUCCGAGACUGUACAUUUAGGAUGAUAUUUAACUGUACAUUUAGAAUGAUAUUUUACGUCUCGCAUGGUAUGUAUUAAUUUGUGGACGUCCAUCAUCCAUUUCGUAUGAUAUGUUACGAACUACAAUUUGUAUGAUAUGUUACGAAUUGCAAUUCGUACAAUAUUUUACGAAUUUGCAAAAGGCACAAUAUGUUACGAAUGGGCAAAACGUAUGAUAUGUAAAGAAUUCCAAUUUCUAAUUUGUUGUAACUAACGUUAGCUAGGUGGCUAACACUAACUUUAGCUGGGCAGGGCUAACGUUAGCGCUAGGGUUAGGGCAGGGUUCCCUAACUGGCGGUGGUUUAAUUUGGCCCCCCAAGUUUUCUGAGCAAAAAUAAAUAAAUAACAUAACAGCGCUCAUCAGGCUAUGAUUCUGUUAACCUCUUAAGGAUCGGAACCUUUUUUUCCAAUUUUCGCCUAAAAUCAAAUCUAACUGCCUGUAGCAAGGAUAUGCAUAUUCUUGAUACCAUUUGAAAGGAAACAUUUGAAGUUUGUGGAAAUGUGAAAUUAAUUUAGGCGAAUAUAACACAUUAGAUCUGGUAAUAGAUAUACAAACAAACAAAAAAGUGUUUUUAUUUUUUUAUCUUUUUUGAAAUGCAAGAGAAAGGCCACAAUAUAAUUUUGCAGUUUAGGCGCAAUUUAGAUUUUGGCCACUAGAUUGUAGCAGUGUGUGUGCAAAGUUUCAGAUUGAUCCAGGGAAGCAUUGCAAUACUGGACUAUUUUGUAUCAAGUCUGCCCAAAUGUGCCGAAUUGGUCAAUUGAUACAUUUUCAAGUGCAUAACUAUAGAGAACAUACAAAAAUGAUAUGGUAAUACAAAAUGUAAGUUUACACACUCCCAGGAUUGUCAUAAAUGAUGGAUCAUUAGCUUAUACACUGACUUUCACACAUCUAGAUGGCCGGGCGGGGUGGGUGUGAAGCCAGAGACAGCAGGGGUUCAAACUGUAGAACCCAGUUCCUACAUUUGAAUAUAAAAAUGGAUUUUAUCAAACAAAACUAUGCUACAUUUUAUCUCUGGGAACCUUAGGAUGACAAAUCAGACCAAGAUUACUGGAUGUAAGUACAUUAUUUACCUUCAGAGGUGAAUGGAUCAAACCAGUUGCCGUGAUACAUUUUUUAUUGUUGUGCACUCUCCUCAAACAAUAGCAUGGUAUUGUUUCACUGUAAUAGCCACUGUAAUUUGGACAGUGCAGUUAGAUUAACAAGAAUUUAAGCUUUCUGCUCAUAUAAGACAUGUCUAUGUCCUGGAAAGUUGGCUGUUACUUACAACAGUCAUGCUAAUCACAUUAGCGCACUUAGCUCAACCGUCCCGUAUACGGGACACCGAUUCCGUAGAGGUUAAUGUGAUUUCAGACUGUGUCAGCCUCAGCAGUCAGCCUUUAAUCCCAUUCUACCAUGUCACCCAUGUGUACACACACAUCUGCACUGUAAAAGUUCCUGGUGUUUCAUGUAGCCUAAUCUGCAACAUAUCCCAACCAAUCAAAUUCCUCAACACACUGACAGAUAAAAUGGAUUAUCUAAAUCUGUUUCAAUUUAUUUUAUUACUUGACAGGCAGUAAACUCAACAAUGUUGAAAGAUUGGGAUCUAUGAACAACACAAAUAUUCAGUCAUAUAUCAACAUGUCAUUUGAAUUCAUGCCAUUGUUGGCUGUCAGAACAAAAACCUUUGUCAAAUAAAAUUGUAAUUGUCAGAUGCUUCGUAAACAACCGGUGUAGACUAACAGUGAAAUGCUGACUUACAGGCCCUUCCCAACAAUGCAGAAUACAAAAAAUAAAAUAAUACAAAUAAUAAUAGUAACACAAGGAAUAAAUAUACAAUGAGAUAUGAUAGCUUGGCUAUAUACAUUGCAUUCGGAAAGUAUUCAGGCACCUUGACUUUUUCCACAUUUUGUGAAGUUACAGCCUUAUUUAACAUUUAUUAAAUUAAAACAAAUCCUCAUCAAUCUAUACACAAUACCCCAUAAUGGCAAAGUGAAAACAGGUUUUAGAAAUUUCUGCAAAUGUAUUAAAAAUAAUAAACAGAAAUACCUUGUUUACGUAAGUAUUCAGACCCUUUGCUAUGAGACUCGAAAUUGAGCUCAGGUGCAUCCUGUUUCCAUUGAUCAUCCUUGAAAUGUUUCUACAGCUUGAUUGGAGUCCACCUGUGGUAAGUUAAAUUGAUUGGACAUGAUUUGGAAAGGCACACAACUGUCUAUAAGGUCCUACAGUUGACAGUGCAUGUCAGAGCAAAAACCAAGCCAUGAGGUUGAAGGAAUUGUCCGUUGAGUGCAGAGACAGGAUCGUGUCGAGGAUCAGAUCUGCAGCAUUGAAGGUCCCCAAGAACACAGUGGCCUCCAUCAUUCUUCAAUGGAAGAAGUUUGGAACCACCAAGACUCUUCCUAGAGCUGGCCGCCCGGCCAAACAGAGCAAUCAGGGGAGAAGCGCCUUAGUCAGGGAGGUGACCAAGAACCUGAUGGUCACUCUGACAGAGCUCCAGAGUUCCUCUGUGGAGAUGAGAGAACCUUCCAGAAGGACAACCAUCUCUGCAGCACUCCACCAAUCCGGCCUUUAUGGUAGAGUGGCCAGACGGAAGCCACUCCUCAGUUAAAGGCACAUGACAGCCCGCUUGAAGUUUACCAAAAGGCACCUAAAGGACUCAGAAACAAGGUUCUUUGGUCUGAUGAAACCAAGAUUGAUCUCUUUGGCCUGAAUGCCAAGCGUCACGUCUGGAAGAAACCUGGCACCAUCCCUACGGUGAAGCAUGGUGGCGACAGCAUCAUGCUGUGGGGAUGUUUUUCAGCAGCAGGGACUGGGAGACUAGUCGGGAUCGACGGAGCAAAGUACAGAGAGAUCCUUGAUUAAAACCUGCUCUAGAUCGCUCAGGACCUCAGAAUGGGGCGAAGGUUCACCUUCCAACAGGACAACGGCCCUAAGCACACAGCCAAGACAACGCAGGAGUGGCUUCGGGACACGUCUCCGAAUGUCCUUGAGUGGCCCAGCCAGAGCCCCGAAUUGAACCCGAUCGAACAUCUCUAGAGAGACUUGAAAAUAGCUGUGCAGAGACGCUCCAUAUCCAACCUGACAGAGCUUGAGAGGAUCUGCAGAGAAGAAUGGGAGAAACUCCCCAAAUACAAGUGUGCCAAGAUUGUAGCGUCAUACCCAAGAAGACUCGAGGCUGUAAUCGCUGCCAAAGCUGCUUCAACAAAGUACUGAGUAAAGGGUUUGAAUACUUAUAAAAGUAAAUUUCAGUUUUUUAUUUUGUAUACAUUUGCAAAAAUGUAAAAAAAAACUGUUUUUGCUUUGUCAUUAUGGGGUAUUGUCUGUAGAUUGAUGAGGGGAAAAAAAACGAUUUAAUCCAUUUUAGAAUAAGGCUGUAACGUAACAAAAUGUGGAAAAAGUCAAGGGGUCUGAAUACUUUCCGAAUGCACUGUACAUGGGGUACCAGUACCAAGUCGAUGUACAGGGGUACGAGGAAAUUGAGGUAGAUAUGUACAUAUACUGUAGGUAGGGGUGAAGUGACUAGGCAACAGGAUAGAUAGACAGUAGCAGCAGCAUAUGUGAUGAGUGUGAAAGUGUGUAAGUGUGUGUGUGCCUGUGUGUGUGUGUGUGUGUGUGUGUGUGUGUGUAUGUGUUGGAGUGUCAGUGUAAGUAUGUGUGAGUGUGUGGGUAGAGUCCAGUGUGUGUGCGUAGAGUCAGUGACAUUGACUCUAUGCAGUGACACUGGAGUGGUGUUUGUCUUUGAAAAUACAGUACAGUACACAUUAAUUGGGCGGCAGGUAGCCUAGCGGUUAAAGUGUUGGGCCAGUAACCUGGUAUACUCUCUCCCUCUUUCACUCUCCCUCCUCCCGCCUAUCUCUACAAGACCUACAUUGGGGACAUCUUGGUGGCCAUAAAUCCAUUUAAAUACCUCCCUCUGUAUGUGAAAGAGGUAAGUACUCCCACAAGACCAAUAAGCAUCCACCUGUGCUGGCAGACUUUCUCCUAAAAGCUGCCCUAGCUAUCCUGUGACUCACUAUGACCUGGCAAAAAUUCAAGCUGGCAUAUUGAAAUUAAUACAGGCACUUCAACCCAGAAUAUAACUUAUUUUCUUGGAAUAGGACUAGACACUGAACCUGCAAUUGCUUUUGGGACUUUUGAAUAGCUCCACCAAUAUUGAGGCUUUAGCACUUAUGCUUGCCUUAUUAACUUAAGCGACAUAACUGACCAGUAAUCUUUAAAUAAAAUCUACUAAGCUGUUUGUAGACAAUGGCUUUAAAGAUGUUCCUCCUUGUAUCUGUGCAGGUGUCAGAGAGGUAUAAGUACCAUGAGAAGAGCAAGCUACCUCCUCAUAUAUUCGCUGUGGCAGACAGGGCCUACCAGUCCAUGCUGGGAAGGUUGGCCACAGGACCCCGAAACCAAUGCAUUGUUAUCAGGUGA
Coregonus sp. 'balchen' is the source of this 4623-nucleotide messenger RNA. The record is from the annotation of a GenBank genome assembly. NCBI's taxonomy places the organism in Eukaryota, Metazoa, Chordata, Actinopteri, Salmoniformes, Salmonidae.